GUAUACUUAUAUGUCUGUGUUCAAGUGUACACAAACAACAAAGGGCUCCUCCAAGGAGGGGUUUCAGCUGUCUUUGAGUGUGAUAUACUUAGAUUACGGAAUACACCAAUGAGGUAUUACUCCCAAAUAUGGAUGUAACCAAGAUACAAUACAAUACAAAACAACCAUUAACUUCAAUACGCUGCCCCUGGUGCCCCCAUGUGUGAUGGUCACAGGAGUUGGCAUCUGGUAUAUUAGAGAGUUUUUCUACAAGAAUCACUGGAUUAUUCCAUUGACUAGAUUCUCAUAUAAAUCUUAACUAAUCAUUGGUUAAACAGUUAUUAAAGAUUGUAAAAGAUUUAGUGCAUAUAAUGAAUGUGAUAUUGUUGAUCAAAUAAAAUCAUAGAAAGUCACAUUUUCUAGAAAAAAAGAAAAAUCUGGCAAAUGAACAAUUUUCCAUUGAUAUCCAAAGAUCUGACAAAAAAUUGAAGUCAGUGUUGCUGAAAUAUUUGAAUAAUAAAUUAUGCAUCUCCUUAACCAGUAAAGUUUCUGUAAAUGUAUUUUUAUGUCAUUACCUUGGUGUUAUAAUACUUUUCUAGCCUUUUAGAAAAGUUGCAAUUUUUUUGGCAUACCCUGUAUAAGUUGAGAUAAGUUGCAGUAUAAUAACAUGUAAUUUUCAUUAUUAUAAAUCAGUGACGGCAUAUCCAUCAGGUAGUGUUAUACCACAAUUUCAGCAGAAGAAUGACAAUUAGAUUUCAAUAAUAAGUUAUGAAAUAAAUGAACUGAGUGAAAAGAAAUAAUAAAAUAAAAAGCAGUACAGGAAAAUAGUAUGGAAAACAAUAAAAUAGCAUAAAUAAUAAGUUAUAAAGAUAAAUAGUUUUGCCAUUAAAAAUUAGACUGUUUGUGAGGAUUUAGAAGCGUUAAGAAACAAUAAAAUGGAUGAAACUGCAACAUUUGCACAAAACUUUAGCCAAUUGUAUAACUGGCAGAAUGAAACAAAUGCAAGUAGUGUUCAUAUCGGACUGAUGUGUGUCUCUGGCAUCAUCUUCGUUCCUUUAAUUCUUACAAAUGGCUUAUUGAUUACGGUAGUGUUUAAAAAUAAGCACUUGCAGAAACCUCCCAAUAUCAUAAUUCUGAAUAUGGCAAUAGCUGACCUUCUCCAAGCUCUCUUUGGAAUACCUAUCCGGGAAUUGAUGAUUUAUGAAUAUGACAUUGCGAGAGAUAUUGUGCUAGGAACAGUUGAUAAAAAAUACAUUUGCAUUUUGAGAAUAUUCUUUACACUGCUAGCGACAGGUGGUGCUUUGUUCUUUUUUGUAACAUUGGCCAUUGAGCGGUUUGUUGCGAUUGUGUUGCCAUUUCGUUAUGAUCGUUGGAUGUGUAAGAGAAAUACAAUUAUACUGACUCUGAUGUCAUGGGGAUUAGUCAUCUCAAUCAUCAUUCCUGUAUUCUUUGGUUGGAACACAUGGGAUGUGAGAGAUCGGUGCUCUGUACUGAAUACACUUCAUAGAAUAUCCAACUCUGCAAUCCUGAAUCCAUUGAUUUAUGGUUCACUGAGCCUAACCACAAUUCUGUAUGGUAAGAUAUUCUGGAUUGCCAAAAUAAAACAAUCUCAGAUUUUGGCUCAGAUACAAGCUGUUGACCAUGCUAGAGCAGUAGCAUAUAAACGUAGCUUCAAGAUUCUGAAAACUGUCGUAAUAAUUCUUGGACUGUUCAUACUGUCGUGGAUUCCAUUACUUUUUGUGAGGGUGGUUCUACCACGUACAAAUCUUGAUGCCAAUGCCAUUAUUUUACUAACGAAGAUCACAUUCAACAUCUUGCUGAUAAAAUCUAUAUUCAAUCCAGUGAUAUUUUGUGAGAAAGAUCGACAGCUGCGAAAGGCUGUAUUGAAACUGUUAGGCCUAAACAGGGAUAAUGUAGAAAUACCUUUUACUGCUUAUCCCACACGCUCCAAGAGAGAUUCUCAUCUUGGUCUUGUGAACAAAGCCUUUACAGGUGCAAGAGGGACAAUGAGAGAACAAAGCGAUCCUGAAGUGGAAAUCGGCAAUGUGUCUAACAGUAAUAACAUCAUGCCAAAAGCUCCAGGUUUUAUAAAUGAGAAUUCAGAAGACCAUACCAAUACAAAUACAAUUGACAUAACAAUGAAAGAUACGAAACAUCCAAAUAGUCUGCCUGUUGAGACACAGGGAACUCCAUGUAUAGACAUAAAUCUAGGACACAUAUAAUGAUCCUCA
Owenia fusiformis is the source of this 2210-nucleotide messenger RNA. The record is from the annotation of a GenBank genome assembly. NCBI's taxonomy places the organism in Eukaryota, Metazoa, Annelida, Polychaeta, Sabellida, Oweniidae.